AUGAAAAACACACUGGAGGCCGCAGAAGACCUGAUCAAGCGACACGAGGCGUUCAUUACGACCAUGGACGAUGAGAAGAUCAACGUAAUGCUCACCUUCGCCAACCGACUCAUGGAGGACGGACACUACGCUGCAGACAAGAUACACAAGAAGGCUGAAAACAUCAAUGAGAGACGCAACAUGAACCGUCAGCGUGCAGACAAGCAGCUGGAUCGACUGAGGGACCAACUGUUACUGCAGCAGUUCCUACAGGAGUGUGAUGAGUUGCGAGACUGGCUGCAUGACAAGAUGGCGGACGCAGAGGAUGAGACGUACCGAGAUGCUAAGAAUCUGCACAGCAAGUACCUGUGUCAUCAGGCCUUUGAGCGUGAGAUUGCAGCCAACAAGGACAGGAUGAUGAGGCUACAGAAGGCUGGUAAAGAGAUGAUGGCGGAGAAGCCCGAGACUCGAGAGCAGCUGGAGCCCAUCCUGGCCAACCUGUCCACCCAGUGUGACCAGCUCGAGACCACCACCACAGAGAAGGCAGACAAACUGUUUGAGAACAAGCGGGCCGUGCUGUAUGAACAGAGCUGUGACGAUAUUGAUUGCUGGGUCACCCAGCAGGAGUCCCAGAUUAUACAGGCAGAGUCAGCGAAGGACCUGACCACUGUCAACCUGCUCAUGCAGAAUCAGAACGGUAUACGGCCAGCCCCAGGCUACCCCAGCCAGCCUGACCACACUGAAAAGGAGACGAUGUGGCGCCUGCUGGGCGCAGACAAGGUGGGCAUCACCCUCACAGAGUCCCUCGCCAUGCAGCCAGCAGCGUUGGUGUUGGGACUGUACUUUGCCAGCGCACGCAGCUCGUAUUUCUCUACGGGUAAGGUGUGCAAGGACCAGGUGGAGGACUAUGCCUCAAGGAAGGCCAUGGAUGUGAGGACAGUGGAGAAGUGGCUGGGACCGUGUCUGGCUUAUGAUGUGGAAUAGAUAUGGUUUGGGUAAGGGUAUUUGCAAAGUGGGCGGGGGAUUAUAGGAAUUAAUUUGUCUAUCUUCUGUCUGUAACACUUUCUUUCUGCUUGGUAUCUUCUAUGCAAUCAGAUGGCUUUUCAUGAAAAUGUCUUCGAAUGUUUAGGGCUAUGAGAGUUUUGCAUGAGUCAGUUAAUCCGGCUCAAGCAAAGGUUGUACUUCAAAGUAAAUGUUUUAGUCUCCCUUUUUGUGUUUAUCCUAUCUUCUAUACUCUUUGAAAAGUUUAAAUAAAAACUUUCUAUAAGUAGUGAGGAAAUUUAGACAUGUGCAGGAGGUAUGAGUCAGUCAUGCCGGGUCAAGAUCAUUCGUCAAGGUCAAACAAUUGUAGACUCAAUUGUCAUGUCCUCUGAAUUUACCUUUAUCUUUUGAAAGGGAUUUCAAUGUUUUGAUAACAAAGUGUAGACGGCAGGAGUCAUGUAACCCUGCUCAAUGACAAUGUCUAGCAUUUUACCUUAAUUGUUUGGACCUGUUUUUCGUGACAACUAAUUGUCGUUAAGGAGAUGUUGAGAAGUCAUAAGAUAAUCACGCUGACUCAAAGUCACCGCUUCAAGGUCAUAAGAAUUUUGUUAGUUGAGAUAGUGGACCUUGUUUUUUAUCUUUGCUCUCUGUGCAUUAUUUUUCUGUCAAA
Molecule: messenger RNA, 1630 nt
Organism: Dreissena polymorpha
Lineage: Eukaryota; Metazoa; Mollusca; Bivalvia; Myida; Dreissenidae
Product: spectrin beta chain-like
Exons: 6
Coding region: 1-963 (320 amino acids)
Biological process (GO): actin cytoskeleton organization
Cellular component (GO): plasma membrane; cell junction; cell projection
Molecular function (GO): methionine synthase activity; actin filament binding
Source: RefSeq, a predicted model, not a curated record